AUUGCUGAUGAGUCCGGGCAGGCAGGGCGGUGAGGGCGGAACGGGCUUUAAAUGAGCUCUUCUCUAUUCAUUCACACUCAAUGCUGUUCAACCAUGGAGCUCAAAACAACGUCUGUGCUGCUGCUCAUCUGCGUCACCAUCAUCAUCCUCACCAGCACUGAAGUGGAUGCCAUUCCCAGUUGUUGUCUGAGAGUUUCAAAGUACAUCCGUCGGGAAGACCUCCAUUCGGUCUCCAAAUAUGAGAUCCAGCAUAAAUCUGGUGUCUGUGAAAUAGAUGCAGUGGUAUUACACAUCAGAAAGAAACUGAUCUGUGCUGAUCUCAGAGUCUUGCCGCGCUUGAAGAGACUCAAGAAGAAUCACAAACCCAAACGGGCUUAAGCGAAGAAUAAACAUCAUCAUCUGUCUUAUAAUGCAUGAAUCUAUCAGCAGUUUCAGUACUUGUUUGAUUGCAUGUUUUAAAAGUCCUUUUUAAAAAAUUUUUUACCACAAUAUACUGUAUAUAUUCUUUGUAUGCUCUGCUUUUUAAUACAA
Molecule: messenger RNA, 531 nt
Organism: Cyprinus carpio (common carp)
Lineage: Eukaryota; Metazoa; Chordata; Actinopteri; Cypriniformes; Cyprinidae
Product: C-C motif chemokine 28-like
Exons: 3
Coding region: 52-378 (108 amino acids)
Biological process (GO): immune response
Cellular component (GO): extracellular region
Molecular function (GO): chemokine activity
Source: RefSeq, a predicted model, not a curated record